Messenger RNA from Lemur catta (Ring-tailed lemur), 2827 nucleotides. It is a transcript of the gene GALNT15, whose product is annotated as polypeptide N-acetylgalactosaminyltransferase 15. The transcript is spliced from 10 exons. NCBI's taxonomy places the organism in Eukaryota, Metazoa, Chordata, Mammalia, Primates, Lemuridae. The record is from RefSeq and is a predicted model, not a curated record. Gene Ontology annotation, cellular component: Golgi apparatus. The coding region runs from base 708 to 2633 and encodes 641 amino acids.
ACGAAUGACAUUCAGAUCUGAACUCCUGGGAAUGUUCCUGUUUUGAUCUGCUUCUAGCCGUGACGCCGUCGAGUUGUGCAAAGCCCGGGAACAGUGAGGGCAUUAGGACCAGGCGCGAGGCGCACGCCUGGCUGGGGCUGUGUCUGGCAGAGGGCUCUGCUGAGCGGAGCGAUGUGUGAAGGGAAACCAGGCACUGCCUGCCGGCUUUACAUCUGUUGAUCUGACCUGACUGGAAGCGUCCAAGGAAGGACGGCUGUCAGCUCUGCUUGACUGAGAACCCAGCAGCUCCCCCCAGACAUCUCAUAGCAACCUGACUAUUUAUGCAAAGGGGGAAAGAAACACAUGGGACUAAACACCUGAGCAGAAUGGAAUCAUUAUUUUUUUCCCAAGGAGAAAAACAGGAUAAAGGGGGGCAAACAAUUCAGUUUGAAGUCCCUAUGAAUGGGCUUUUGGAAGGUAACUAAAAAUCCACUCAGAGAAAACGUGGGGUGGGACUCGCGUCCUGUGGCCUCUGAUUAUAAGAGGAAGCAGGUCUUGCACAUGCUGUUGGCAAAUGUCAGACGGGGAAAAAAGGAGCAGGUUAAGUGACUGACAAAAAACUUCCAGGUGGAACGAGCAACCCGGGUUCUGCUGCAAGCCUGAAGGAGCCUGGAGCAGGAGAAAGCGAACCUGAACAUGACCUGUUGCAUCUGCCAAGUGCCAGCAACAUGCUGCUAAGGAAGCGAUACAGGCAUGGACCGUGCAGACCUCAGUUCCUUGUGCUGCUCCUGGUGCUGGGCUGCGUGCUGCUCAUGGUGACGAUGUUGCAGCCUCCCCCGCACCCCCUGUACCAGCCUGUCACAGCCCAGGCCAGCAAGCGCAGCCCUGAAGCUGGGUACCGCCUGGAUUUUGGGGAAUCCCAGGAGUGGGUACUGGAGGCUGAAGACGAGGCCGAAGAGUACAGCCCCCUGGAGGGCCUGCCGCCCUUCGUCUCACUGCGGGAGGACCAGCUGCUGGUGGCCGUGGCCUCGCCCAGAGGCAGAAGGAACCAGACCCAGGGCAGGAGAGGCAACAACUACCGGCUCAUCAAGCAGCCCAGCAGGAGGCAGGAUGAGGAAGCCCCAGAGAGGGACUGGGGAGCUGAGGAGGAGGAUUGGGAGGUGUCUGAAGAAGAGGAGCUGACCCCGCUCGGCCUGGACCCACGUGGCCUCCACGAGGUGCUCAGUGCCCGCAUCCCCCUCCAGAGGGCCCUGCCCGAGGUGCGGCACCCGCUGUGUCUGCAGCAGCACCCCGGGGACAGUCUGCCCACGGCCAGCGUCAUCCUCUGUUUCCAUGAUGAGGCCUGGUCCACCCUCCUGAGGACCGUGCACAGCGUCCUGGACACAGCACCCAGGGCCUUCCUGAGGGAGAUCAUCCUGGUGGACGACCUCAGCCAGCAAGGACAACUCAAGUCUGCUCUCAGCGAAUACGUGGCCAAGCUGGAGGGGGUGAAGCUGCUCAGGAGCAACAGGAGGCUGGGUGCCAUCGGGGCACGGAUGCUGGGGGCCACCAGGGCCACAGGGGAUGUGCUGGUCUUCAUGGAUGCCCACUGCGAGUGCCACCCGGGCUGGCUGGAGCCCCUCCUCAGCAGAAUAGCUGGUGACAGGAGCCGGGUGGUGUCCCCAGUCAUAGAUGUGAUUGACUGGAAGACGUUCCAGUAUUACCCCUCCAAGGACCUGCAGCGAGGGGUGUUGGACUGGAAGCUGGAUUUCUACCGGGAGCCUUUGCCGGAGCGUGAAAGGAAGGCCCUCCGGUCCCCCGUCAGCCCCAUCAGGAGCCCUGUGGUGCCCGGAGAGGUGGUGGCCAUGGACAGACAUUACUUCCAAAACACUGGAGCGUAUGACCCUCUCAUGUCACUGCGGGGUGGAGAAAACCUCGAACUGUCUUUCAAGGCCUGGCUCUGUGGCGGCUCUGUUGAAAUCCUUCCCUGCUCUCGGGUGGGGCACGUCUACCACAAUCAGGGUGCCCACAGCCCCCCUGACCAGGAGGCCACCCUGAGGAACAAAGUUCGCAUUGCUGAGACCUGGCUGGGCUCGUUCAAAGACACUUUCUACAGGCACAGCCCAGAGGCCUUCUCUCUGAGCAAGGCUGAGAAGCCAGACUGCGUGGAACGCUUGCAGUUGCAAAGGAGACUGGGUUGUCGGACAUUCCACUGGUUUCUGGCCAACAUCUACCCUGAGCUGUACCCAUCUGAACGCAGGCCCAGAUUCUCUGGAAAGCUCCACAACACUGGACUUGGCUUCUGUGCAGACUGCCAGGCAGACGGGGAUAUCCUGGGCUGUCCCAUGACACUGGCUCCUUGCAGUGACAGCCGGCAGCAACAGCACCUGGAGCACACCAGCAGGAAGGAGAUCCACUUUGGUGGCCCACGGCACCUGUGUUUUGAUGUCAGGCGCGAGCAGGUGAUUCUUCAGAACUGCACCGAGGAAGGUUCCACCAUCCACCAGCAGCACUGGGACUUCCAAGAGAAUGGAAUGAUUGUCCACGUUCUUUCUGGGAAAUGCAUGGAAGCUGUGGUGCAGGAAAACAAUAAAGAUUUGUACUUGUGUCAGUGUGAUGGAAAAGCCAGCCAGCUGUGGCGAUUUGACCAGGUCAACACUGUGGAUGAACGAUGAAUGCCAGUGUCAGAAGGAAAAGAGAAUUUUGACCAUCACAGUUCAGCCCCAAAGGAACUAAAAGAGCAUGCAUAUUUCAUGAAGCAGACUCUUCUGUGUUUGUGCUCCUGGUGAUAGGAGAGAGGAAAGCUCCACGAGAAAAUACAGAAAGUUUUUCCUUUUCACACCUUAUUUCAUUGAUUGCUGGCUGUUUU